GCUCAACUUCUUCAUAAGCUACGACGAGUAAGAAAUGAGGACGGACCCCUGCCCGCUGACGCACAAGGAGAACCGCUCCUUCUGCCUCUUCAAGAACCCCGACGAGACCUUUGGGGGAACCCCUUUCAAGAUCUACCUCUGCCACGAGCCCUGUCCCACAGCGGCGUGUUGUGAGGUGCUGGAGGAGAACUACUACCCCCAGAUAAACAUCACUCCCAUCGCCCCCAGCCAGCUGACCGUGGUCCUCAAUUCCAGCCGGUUCAUCUUCAGCUGGCUCAGCAGCUACGAGGUGUAUCUGCCCAACUUCUUCCUCCAGGACUAUCUCCAGUACCAGCUCCGUCUGCAGCGGGAGGACCAGCACCAGGCCCCUGUGACCCUCUCUGGGAUGGGGAGGAGCUUGGCGGUGGACGUGGAGAGUCUGGCUGCGGGGGGGCAGUAUACGGCCCGUGUGCGCAGCAGUCCUGCAGAAGGUACCGACUACCGCGGCAAAUGGAGCCCCUGGUCCCAGGAGAGCCGCUGGAGGACUCCUGGGGGGCCCCCUCGUGGCCCCCCCCAUCGUGGCGGGGGUCGGGACGUGGGGCUGGUCAUCGCCGUGUGUCUGCUGACUCCCGUCCUGCUGCUGGCCUCCGUUACUCUGCUGAGGAUGAGGAAACGCACCUUCAUACCCACACCUGUGCUGCGCUUCUCCCCCCUCACCGAACACCGCCAGAGCUUGGCAGUGCCCCUCCCCCCCGACACGGCGCCGAUGGAGGCCGAGUGCGCCGCCCUGAUCUCCGUCCUCCGCGCGCCCGUCGACGUCCCGGUGGACGCUCGGGCGGGGGCCCCGGGGCCCGACGGGAAGGGGGCCCUUGAGAGCGGCCCCGAGGAGGACUCAGGUUGCUGUCACUGCAGCCCCCGCUCCGAGGACGGGGGGGGCUACAGGAACGCCUACUGCACCCUGAGCGACCCCCCUGAACCCCCGGACCCCCCACACACCCAGGGGGACGGGGAGCGGGGCGGGGGGGGCUACAGGAACGCCUACUGCACCCUGAGCGACCCCCAGGACCCCCCAGGGCCCCCCAGGGCUCCAGAGUGGCCCCCGCUCCGAGGCCCCCGUCUGAGGCCCCCGUCUGAGGCCCCCGUCUGA
Gadus chalcogrammus (walleye pollock) is the source of this 1126-nucleotide messenger RNA. RefSeq lists its product as uncharacterized. The coding region runs from base 35 to 1126 and encodes 363 amino acids. Lineage: Eukaryota; Metazoa; Chordata; Actinopteri; Gadiformes; Gadidae. Gene Ontology annotation, cellular component: external side of plasma membrane; membrane. The transcript is spliced from 8 exons. Gene Ontology annotation, biological process: immunoglobulin mediated immune response; cytokine-mediated signaling pathway. Gene Ontology annotation, molecular function: cytokine receptor activity; protein binding. The record is from RefSeq and is a predicted model, not a curated record.